Messenger RNA from Penicillium longicatenatum, 750 nucleotides. RefSeq names its product phosphatidylglycerophosphatase. The transcript has a single exon. The record is from RefSeq and is a predicted model, not a curated record. Bases 1 to 750 code for a protein of 249 amino acids. Gene Ontology annotation, molecular function: phosphatidylglycerophosphatase activity. NCBI's taxonomy places the organism in Eukaryota, Fungi, Ascomycota, Eurotiomycetes, Eurotiales, Aspergillaceae.
AUGGCUGGCUCUCCUAACUCCAACCUCCGCGGCUUCAAUCACGCCGUCCAAACUCUCCUCAAACAGCCCUCACAAUUCCUCCCACAUCUCACCAUCCCAACAUUCACUCAUCUCCCGGAAGAGCUGGGCCCCCACCUCAUCAACUCGCGACCAUCCUCCCAAACCACCAACCCCGAAAAGCAACAACAACCACCCAAAAUACCAACAAUUCGCGCCCUAGUCCUAGACAAAGACAAUACCCUCUGUCCCCCAAAAACAACAACAUUCCCGCCCAAAAUCCUCACAAAGCUCUCCGAACUCCGCAACUCCCCCACAAGCCCCUUCAACCAAACCAAAAACCCAAACGCAAUCCUAAUCGUCUCCAACCGCGCCGGCAGCCACCCAAGCUACGACUCAGAAGUGCAAUCGCUAGAAACCCAGCUCGCUCAUCUCAAGAUCCCCGUUUUCAGGCUACCGGCUGGUACGGAGAAGAAGCCUUUCUGUGGCGAUGAGGUUGUGCAGUGGUUCCGGGAGCGGGAGGUGAUUAGUUCGCCGAGUGAGAUUGCGGUUGUGGGAGAUCGGUUGGGGACGGAUGUCAUUAUGGCGGGGCUGAUGGGCUCUUGGAGUGUUUGGUGUAAGGAAGGAGUGUAUGAGGUUGGCGAGGAGGGGAAACCGGAGAGGAAUAUCUUGGAGAAGAUGGAGGUUUGGAUUGAAAAGUAUUUGAGGGAGAGCAGGGGACUUAAGGCGCCUGUACCCAAGGGAUGGGAAUAA